Molecule: messenger RNA, 347 nt
Organism: Staurois parvus
Lineage: Eukaryota; Metazoa; Chordata; Amphibia; Anura; Ranidae
Source: the annotation of a GenBank genome assembly
UGUGCCACUUUCAGGUCUCCUCACACUGUGUGGGUUCCAUUUUGUCAUAGGGUCUGGAGAUUAGGGCCUCCCCUUGCGCUGCCAGGCCCGUAACUGCCAUGGGCCCCUGUACCCCUCCUCAUGCUGGGCCAGGUCCAGAGUGUGUCAUGGGUCCCGUACGGCCUCCCAUUGCUGCUGUCUCCCUCCCACACUCUGCCAUUUCCACUUUUAGGUCUCCUCACACUGCUGGGGGGGUUCCCUUUUGUCAUAGGGUGCUGUAGGGGCCCCCCAUUGCUGCUGCCCCCAAAGCCAAUUCUCCCCCCCUUUGGGCCCCUUACGCCCAAAAGGUGAAAUUUUGGUGUUUAAAA